GUAAUAGUACAAGUAAAUACGUAGUGUUCAUUUUUAAAUCGAAAAAGUACAAAUAAUUAGUCAUUAGUAAGUGUUGAGCAAUGUUGAACGCGCUACAAAGGCUCCUCGGAGUCGAUACACCUGCCAACAAAGUCCAAGAGAUCAAAACUGACGCACAUGCCUCGCUAACUGUCGUUCGUCGCGAGGAAAAUAUAAUUUUGUAUGGACCAUCGGUGAAUCAGGCGGACAGAAGAUCAAUUUACGAAAUUGUUUUGCACCGCCCAUACUCGGAACAGGCCAACAUCUAUGGCUACAGUCUUUACAGAGCACAAACGGCCGAAGAUGCCGAGGAAAAAUUCAAUUUACUGUUCCAAAGACUUCCAACUUUUCUGGGAAUUGUCAAAGAAAUGUAUAACGUGAAUGGAUUACAAAAAGUCUGUGACGCCCUAAUUUCGAACCCGUCGUGGACUCUCACCCACUUGAUUGCGUAUUUCAAUCUCACGCAAUACCUGACAAAUCCGAAAAUCCUGGAAAAUGUAGACUAUCCGGACCACGUCACGUACAUGACACCACUGCAACUGGCGAUUAGAACAAAUAACAUCGAGAUGGUGAAAUUACUGCUUCCGUUAUGUAAACUAGAACACUUGGACAUAAAUAGUAAUUCCAUUUAUCAUUUUGCGGCAGACACAACCAAAGAACUGAUUAAUUUACUUGCUUCCAAUAGCACCGAAAAUUUGAAUCACCGAAAUUCCGAUGGAUACACUCCACUUCAUUUGGCUUGUCUCAGGGAUAAACCGGAUUGCGUCAAGGCUCUUUUGUUGGCGGGAGCUGAUGUUAAUAUAACGGCAAAGCACAAUAAUAGCACAGUAGUUAACAAACAAACACCAAAUUCAUCACGUAGCUCAACUUCGACGACAGACGGAAAUGGUAAAAGUUCUCCGGCAAGCAAAGUUCUGCCAGGAUCUGUUGCGGACUUUCUUCAAACGAAUCAGAACAAACUUUUUACUGGUGACAUGAAAUACGGAGGAACUCCCUUGCACUGGAGCUCCAGUCGGGAAGUGCUCAGUGCUCUGAUAAACCGUAGCUGUGAUGUAAAUGCGUUGAAUUUCAAUCAGGAAACCGCCUUGCAUGUCAUGGUAAAACGAGAACGUUUGGAUUGUGUGGUGUGUCUUCUUUCGCACGAAGCUGAAGUAAAUUUAAAAGACAAAGACGGGAAUACGGCACUUCAUAUUGCUGUCGAAAAAAAGAACAUUCCAAUUGUUCAGGCACUGGUGGUCUUCGGUUGCGACAUAAAUAUGCCAAAUUACGACGGAAAAACACCACGACACAUGGUCGGCAAGGAAGCAAAUGGCACAAAUAAUGAUAUGAUAUUGUACAUUUUGCAUUCCGUUGGGGCAAAACGGUGUCCGGACACCAGCAAAAAUUGUCCGCCGGGAUGCAGCGCCAAAGGAACUUACAACGGGGUACCUCCUGCGCAACCCGAAUCCAUUGAUAGACGAGAUCACAUACAAAAUGUCUUGCAAUCUACAAGUAACAGUCGCAGAGAGUCCGUUGUUAAUGCUAUGAACAAUUUAAAAGCGAAGGAAAACGUUAACGUAGUUGAUGUUUCAUCCGAACGAAAGGGUGCAAGUGUUAUGGACGCACUUCUGUCCAUGUUUACCGGAAAAAUAAUUACAAAAGUUGAUGCUGCGACACUAUCGGACUCUCCAUCAACGCCUCCGAAAGCAGAUGAUAUGGACGCUCAAGUAGAUGUCGAUGUUGUUGACGAAAAUUCUGAGGAAGAUACAUCAGUUUAUGGUCGCGGAAGACUCUUAUGUUUAGAUGGAGGCGGAAUUCGUGGACUGAUUCUCGUUCAACUCCUUCUAGAAAUCGAAAAAUUAUCACGAACGCCAAUAAUCCACAUGUUUGAUUGGAUUGCCGGAACGUCAACCGGUGGAAUACUUGCCCUCGGACUGGGUUGUGGCAAAACUAUGAUGCAAUGCAUGUGUUUGUAUCUGCGAAUGAAGGAAAUCGCGUUUGUCGGUUCGCGUCCUUAUCCAUCAGAUCCAUUGGAACAAGUGCUGAAAGAUGAAUUGGGCGAAAAUACCGUUAUGAGUGACAUCAAACAUCCCAAAUUAAUGGUUACCGGUGUAAUGGCUGAUCGAAAACCCGUUGAUUUACACUUAUUCCGCAACUACACGUGUGCCAGUGAAAUCCUUGGCAUAGUAACACCCACAAAUAAUCGUAGAAUUCCACCUCCUACGAUCGAUAAGCAAUUGUUGUGGCGCGCUGCUCGAGCUACGGGUGCUGCUCCCAGUUAUUUCCGUGCGUUUGGACGGUUUCUUGAUGGCGGAUUGAUUUCGAACAAUCCUACGCUCGAUGCCAUGACCGAAAUUCACGAAUAUAACAUGGCAUUGCAAUCCGUUGGUCGAGAAAAGGAAGUUGUGCCGGUAUCAAUUGUGGUUUCACUCGGUACGGGACUCAUUCCCGUUACGGAACUUAAGGAAAUUGACGUUUUUCGACCAGAUAGUAUUUGGGACACGGCAAAGUUAGCUUACGGGAUAUCGGCAAUUGGAAAUUUGCUUGUUGAUCAAGCAACCGCUUCGGAUGGGAGAGUCGUUGAUCGUGCACGUGCAUGGUGUAGCAUGAUUGGCGUGCCUUAUUUCCGAUUCAAUCCUCAAAUGUCCGUGGAUGUGGCAAUGGAUGAAAAAAAUGAUGCCGUUUUGGUGAACAUGCUGUGGGAGGCGAAAGCUUAUAUGCAUGCAAACCGUAAUAAAAUUAUGGAAAUGAUCAACAUUUUAAAAUAAAGACACAAACUACUUAGUUAGAUAGGAACAAAAAAUAUGACCACCCACCAUAUUUUACAAUGAAUUAAUUUUGAAAAAAAAAAAAAUAUCGGAAAAAAUGAUACCUCAAUGGAUGAAUUAUUAACAAAUUAAGAAAAAAAUUAAUUUACAUUCUUUAUUUAUUUUUUUCAUGGUACAAAAACAGCCAAAAUCAUGAAAAAAAAAUUAAUUUAUGUUAAAAUUUUAAUUCGAAAUAAUAAAGGACGGAAGUUAUG
Molecule: messenger RNA, 3019 nt
Organism: Culicoides brevitarsis
Lineage: Eukaryota; Metazoa; Arthropoda; Insecta; Diptera; Ceratopogonidae
Product: 85/88 kDa calcium-independent phospholipase A2-like
Exons: 2
Coding region: 81-2765 (894 amino acids)
Biological process (GO): positive regulation of ceramide biosynthetic process; lipid metabolic process
Cellular component (GO): mitochondrion
Molecular function (GO): protein binding
Source: RefSeq, a predicted model, not a curated record